Molecule: messenger RNA, 1695 nt
Organism: Diorhabda carinulata
Lineage: Eukaryota; Metazoa; Arthropoda; Insecta; Coleoptera; Chrysomelidae
Gene: gbb
Product: protein 60A
Exons: 6
Coding region: 89-1318 (409 amino acids)
Biological process (GO): SMAD protein signal transduction; BMP signaling pathway
Cellular component (GO): extracellular region
Molecular function (GO): growth factor activity; cytokine activity
Source: RefSeq, a predicted model, not a curated record
UAGUUCAAUCUUGCGAGACUUAAUUUACAGACGCUCACUCUUACGUCUAAACAAUCGCGUAGGAAGGCGUGUUAAGUUGGUAAAUAACAUGCAGCCUGUGUUGGUUUUUUGUUUAUUUGUUACAUUCUGGAAUUUAUCUUCGUGUUCACGUUCAGGAAUUUAUAUCGAUAAUGGGCUCGAUCAAACUGCAAUGGAACGAGCUAUGACUAGAGAUGAAAAGAAAGAAAUGGAAUUAGAAAUUUUAAGUCUCUUAGGAUUGCCUAAGAGACCUAGAAAGAUCAGUAAAAGUCCUUUAAAAAGGUCAGCGCCGAGGUUCCUUCUUGAUAUUUAUAAAACUUUGAUGGAACAAGAUAAUGAUGAAAAUAAUAGGGCAAAAAGAAAUACCGAAGUUUAUCUUAGUGGUGAGGAACAGCAUCAGAUCCACGAAAGUGAUGUUAUUAUGACUUUUGAAAGUUCUAAUGAUCACGUACCAAGUGUGAGACACGAAAGAGGGAAAAGGCUGUGGUUUAAUGUAAGUGAUGUGCCCGUAGCAGAGGAUGUAGUUGGAGCUGAAUUACGAAUAUUUAAAAGUUCUGGCAAAGGCAAUAAAAAUCCUGGUAUAAUAUACACUGUAACUGCUUAUCAACUUAUUAGAACAGUGAAUGGCGAGAAAGAAUUAGAGUAUAUAUCCGCAGCUAAUAUAACAGCAGGUUUCGUUGGUUGGAUGAGUUUAAACCUGACACAAUGUUUAGCUACAUGGGUGGCAUUUCCGAAUUCCAAUAAAGGAAUCUACCUGUCAGUACAUCCUUUAGAUAAACCAGGUCAUGAAAUUAGACCUGAAGAUAUUGGACUUAUCACGGUUAAGGCAGAAGAUGAGCAACAACCCUUUAUGGUAGCUUUCCUUAAGGCUGUUAAUAGUGUGAAACCAAGGGUGACCAGGGAAGCCAGAACCAAAAAAGAUACAUUUAAUGGCGUUAUGACCGGAUAUUCGAAAAUUGAUAUGGAUAAUAGACAAGAUUUGAGAAGAAGUUGUAGGAUCGAAACUUUGUACAUAAAUUUCAAAGACUUAUCAUGGACAGAUUGGAUAAUAGCACCAGAAGGUUAUCCAGCUUUUUAUUGUGCAGGAGAGUGCAAUUUUCCACUAAAUGCACAUAUGAAUGCCACCAACCAUGCCAUAGUACAAACUUUAGUACACUUGAUGAAUCCUCAAAGGUUUCCAAAACCAUGCUGUGCGCCAACAAAACUAAAUCCUAUUUCUGUUUUGUAUUACCUUGAUGACCAGAAUGUCAUAUUAAAGAAAUAUAAAAAAAUGGUUGUGAAAAGCUGUGGAUGCCAUUAAGUUAAUAAUUUUGGAAUUAUUGUACAAAUGUAAAUAUUUUUUAUAUCUAGGACAUCAUAUUGUGUUUAUAUAUUUGUACCUCUCAAACUAAUUUAUUUUCUUAUUGAAAUUAGUACUGAAAUUGUAAUCAUUAACAGUAGUUCUUAAAUUAUUGUAUCAAUUGAUACAUUCUCAGUUCAGAGAAAGAUUCACUAUAUGGAUGACUUGCAAAGAAUAAAUAGAAAGGUUUCAAAUAGAUUAAAACGAAAGCAUAAGAAUAAAACACCUGCAAAGAAAUGAUAGUUAAAAUAGGGCACAUGUGGAUAUACCAAUAGUGAUAAGAUAAGAUUAAUAUAUGAAUAAGAAUUAAAGUAUCUUUCACUCUCAACUAUACAAAA